Messenger RNA from Spirodela intermedia, 3220 nucleotides. The record is from the annotation of a GenBank genome assembly. Lineage: Eukaryota; Viridiplantae; Streptophyta; Magnoliopsida; Alismatales; Araceae.
AUGCCGGGGAACCUUCUGAACGCCUUCGCUGAUGAAAACCCGGAUUUGCAGAGGCAGCUCGGCUGCGUGGCCGGGAUCUUCCAGGCGUUCAAUCGCCACCGCUUCCUCACCAGCCGCCGCCUCACCGGCCUCCACCACCAUAGAAGGCCACCUUCUGGUUCUCCCUCUCUCUCUCUCUCUCUCUCUCUCUCUCUCUCUCUCUCUCUCUCUUUCUCUCUCUUCUGCAAAUGCCCAUCGAUUGUCCUGCCAUAUUGACCCAUUAGCCAAUGAUUUCAGCAGGAAGUUCUCCUCCUCUGGCAUUUACCAAUCUUGAAGAACACGGCACGGUAAAGAAGAAUUCCCUUGCUGAGAUCUCCGCAGCUUGUUCAAACUCAUCCAUGGCGAUCUGUUCCUGUUUCAGGAGGAGAAGAACCAUAGCCAGAGCUUGAAUGGGGUCAACAAGGGGGCGGCCUCAGUUGAAUCUUUCAGAGGCUCCUCCUCAUCCUCUUCCUGUUCCUCCUCUCUCUCGUAUCACGACUGCAGCAGGCCGGAGAGAUCUCUCCCGCCGUCGUCUUCUUCCCCCGGCCAGGACCAGCAGGACCCAUCGUCUUCCUCCACGAGGCGGCCGCAGAGCUUCCGCUCCGUCGUGAAGGGCUCCAUUUACAGAGACGGUGGCGGUGAUCCAGCGGAGAAGAACAACCAGAGUUCCAAAUCAUUCCACCCGCCGGAGAUCUGGGCAGACGCCGGAGAAGCCCCCCGGCUAUCCGCCGGCGACGGAGGGCCGCUGGAGCUGAAGGAUCUGCCGUCCGCCGGCCGCCGGAGCUUCCUUCCGCCGCCGGAAUCGACGCCGGGGGACCUGCAAAACGGACGCGCCGCCGGCGUGGUGGCAAAGCUGAUGGGGUUGGAGACGAUGCCUUCCAUGCGCGGCGAGCAAGCUCUCCCGCCGGUCUUCCACCGGCGGCGGGCUCCCGCGACGGCGGCCCCCUGGAGGGAGAAGAACCAGAGCUCUGCCCCCCACCGGAGAGAGCGCCACCAGUCCGUCUACAGCGAGGUGGAGAGCAAGCUGAGGGACCUCGAUCUCCGGCAGUCCAACAGGGACCUCAGGGCCCUGAAGCACAUCCUGGAGUCGAUACGGACGAAGGGGUCGCCGGAGACGACGAAGGACGGCAGCGGCGCUGCCGCCCGCCGCUGCGAAGAACAGGGCGGCACCGACGUCUCCCCGAUCGUGAUCAUGAAGCCCGCUGGAUCCGCCGACCGGACUGGGAUUCCUGCCUCGUCGAUUCUUCCUCUGGGCGGCAUCUCCGGCCUCAAGGUUCUCAUUGGCGGCGCCGCCGCAGAUGGUGGUGGAGCUGCCGCAGUCGCCGCCGCCGUGACAGCUAAAAAUCGGAGCAGCUGCAAGUCCAGGAGCAGAGAAUCUGGAAAUCAACUCCUCUCUGAGGGUAAGAAGCCCAGCUCGUCGAGGCCUCGGCAGCCGAGGAGGGAGAGCAGCGGAACAUCGAGCCCGAGGCUGCAGCAGAAGAGAGUUGACUACGAGAGGAAGUCAACCCGCCCCCCUGCUCCUGUCGGAUCAGGGAAGCCGCAGAGGAAGUCAACCGGCCGGCACGCGUCGGAAUCUGUGUCGCCGAGGGGGAAGGUCAUACAGCAGAAGGCGGAGAGGAUGCGCCGCCCAACCGUUGAUCACUCGGCGGCAAUCGGCAGUGGCAAGAAAUCCUCCGGGGAGGAGAGCCGUCGGCGGGGGGAAGUCAACGCGACAUCACCCUUGCAGUCGGACGCCGCAGGAGUGAGCGGUGCUGCUGAUCAUCAGUUCGCCGAACUAGGCUCUGAUUUCAGUCAACGGGGCGGCCAGAUUACUCCAAAUCCGGAAGAAAAGGUUUAUUUUUCCCUUGGAUAUUUUGGAUUUAAAACCGAAAAAACAUUUUCUUGCGGACCUUGUGACGAGACCUUCGCCCAUGGCGAUUCUCUCCUGUUUCAGAAGCCGCUGCAGUGCCUCGAAGAUGAUCCUUCUGCUGAGCCUGGUGCGAUCAUCAGCCCCGUGUCUGUUCUUGACGCCCCCUUUCACAGAGACGACCACCAGCUCCCCUCACCUGUCAACAGAAGCAUAAAUCCAUUCAGAGGUGGGGAACUCUCUCUCUCUCUACUCUGUCUCUCUAGGGUAAAAAACCUUGCAAAGCAGCUGUCUUCCGCUAGAACCGGUCUUCUGCGGGAGGGAAGAGCCAUUGACAGCUGGUGCUGGUGCCGGGAGCUGUGGAGGCCUCAUAAUUGAUUUUGGAUUUAGGAGAACUCCAUCUCUUUCUCUCUCUAGCUAGAUUCCUCAAGAUCUGGCCAUGGUGGCGAGCUCUGUCUAUUCCUGUGUCGGGUACCUGAGUCAGAACUGUAGGGGGGGGGACCCUGUUCGUCUAGCUGGUGGUAAUUUCUGCAAACAGCUGGUGAGCGUCAAGGAAGGGAGAGGAAGAAAUUAGGGUUUUGCUGUGUUUUGAUGGGGGGAAUCCUUCCUGUCUGAGCAGGCGGCGAGAGAUCGGCAGCGAUCCAGAAGAAAUUCGAGAGCGUCGAGAACCUGCUUCAGAAGCUCAGGAAGCUCGGCUGCGACGGAGAUGGCGACCACCUCGCCUCGCUCUGCGAGAAGCGGACGCCGGAUCAGAGGUACGUCUCGGAGGUGCUGCUGGCCUCUGGACUCCUCCUCAAGGACCUCGCCGGAGGAGGGGGCGGCGGGGCCGCUGCUGCUCCGCCGACCGUACAGCUCCAUCCCUCGGGCUUUCCGGUCAAUCCCGAUCUAUUCCUGGUUCUGGAGCAGAGGAGAUCGGGAUUCCUCCCCGCACAGGGGAGAUCGAAGCCAGAUCUGGAGAAGAUCCGCCGCCGGCUCCUCUUUGACGCCAUCAACGAGGUGCUGCUCCAGAAGGUGGAUCCUCCUCCGCCCCCCCCGCUGCGGCGGCGGAUCUUGGCCGGGAGGACCAUCGCCGGCGGGGUGCCGCCGGGGAAGCGGCUUCUGAGGGAGCUCUGCUCGGAGAUCGAGCGCCUCGAGGCCUACGGCGGCUGCGCUGCGGCCGGCGUGGAGGCGAUCUUGCGUGAGGACGCGGCGAGGCAAUGGCGGUGGUGGCUUGCCGCCGGCGAGGAGCUCCCUGCGGUGGUGCUGGACAUCGAGCGCUCCAUCUUCAAGAACCUCGUCGGCGAGGUCAUCGCCGGCGAAUCCUUCCCGCCGGCCAACCCUACGCUGCGCCGCCGCCGCCGCCUAUUCUCCCACUAA